Molecule: messenger RNA, 1181 nt
Organism: Balaenoptera ricei (Rice's whale)
Lineage: Eukaryota; Metazoa; Chordata; Mammalia; Artiodactyla; Balaenopteridae
Gene: RRH
Product: retinal pigment epithelium-derived rhodopsin homolog
Exons: 8
Coding region: 168-1181 (337 amino acids)
Biological process (GO): visual perception; G protein-coupled receptor signaling pathway
Cellular component (GO): membrane; photoreceptor outer segment
Molecular function (GO): G protein-coupled receptor activity
Source: RefSeq, a predicted model, not a curated record
CAAGGAGUACUUCCCAGAACUUCUGCUGCCAGUGUCCUUGUCCCCCGGUGAGCCACAGCCACCCCCGCCUCUGCAGGAGACCCUCCAACACUAGCAGGUGUCUUUUGAAACAUUUCAUAGAUGUUGAAGGCCCAUUAUGAAGGCUAUCUUGAUAUCUUCCCUCCAAAAUGCUAAGGAAUAAUUUAGGCAACAGUUCAGACUCUAAAAAUGAAGACGGCUCGGCCUUUUCACAGACUGAACACAAUAUUGUUGCAGCUUACUUGAUUACGGCAGGUAUGAUAAGUGUUCUCGGCAACAUAAUAGUUCUGGGCAUCUUCAUUAAGUACAAGGAGCUUCGGACACCCACAAAUGCAAUUAUCAUUAACUUGGCUGUUACUGAUAUAGGGGUCAGUAGCAUUGGCUACCCCAUGUCUGCUGCUUCAGAUCUGCAUGGAAGUUGGAAGUUUGGAUAUGCAGGAUGUCAGAUUUAUGCUGGAUUGAAUAUCUUUUUUGGAAUGGCAAGUAUUGGAUUGCUCACAGUUGUGGCUGUGGAUCGAUACCUGACCAUCUGCUGUCCUGAUGCAGGAAGAAGAAUGACCACCAACACUUACAUCAGCAUGAUUCUGGGGGCCUGGAUCAAUGGCCUCUUUUGGGCUUUGAUGCCUAUUGUUGGGUGGGCUAGUUAUGCCCCAGAUCCUACUGGGGCCACCUGUACCAUAAACUGGCGGAAAAACGAUGUAUCUUUUGUUUCUUACACCAUGAUGGUUGUUGCGAUAAAUUUUAUUGUGCCCUUGAUAAUGAUGUUUUACUGCUAUUACCAUGUCACUCGAUCCAUUAAACAUCAUGCUACUAGUAACUGCACUGAGUAUCUCAACAGAGAUUGGUCAGAUCAGGUAGAUGUAACAAAGAUGUCUGUGAUAAUGAUACUCAUGUUCCUGGUGGCGUGGUCCCCUUAUUCCAUCGUGUGCUUAUGGGCUUCUUUUGGUGACCCAAAGAAGAUUCCUCCCUCAAUGGCCAUUCUAGCUCCACUGUUUGCAAAAUCUUCUACAUUCUACAAUCCCUGUAUUUAUGUGAUUGCUAAUAAAAAGUUCCGGAGGGCGAUGCUUGCCGUGUUCAAAUGUCAGACUCACCAAGCAAUGCCCGUGGCGAGUAUCUUACCAAUGGAUGUACCCCAAAACCCACUGACUUCUGGAAAAGUCUGA